UUGGGGCUACUCUUCUUCAUAACCCUUUUGAGUUUUGGCACUCUUAUUCUUUUCAUCGUGUAUAUAAAUGUAGACAUGUUUAUCUUUGGGCUUUUUACUUUUACAGACAAGCUUCAAUUUGCUUUAAAAACCCAUUCCAUGAAACUAAAUGAGCCAACGAGAUAUAUGGAUAAAAGUAGCUGGAAUAUUCGAAAAGUUAGCAACUUGCAGUUCUGAGAAUUUAGAUAUGAAGAAAGAUUGUUGCAUUCAGGGGCCGCUGAGAGAGGAAUUCACCUUUUCCGCUGCUUCUGCUCCCUUCAAAAGUUGUCAUUCCUCUACUAUUGUCGAGGUGGAUAAAGAUCAUUUUUUGGCUGCUUAUUUUGGAGGUACUUCUGAAGGAGCACCUGAUGUGAAAAUUUGGUUGCAGAAAUACAAGGAUGGCUGCUGGUAUCCACCUGUUGCUAUUGAUGAAGAACCCAAUGUUCCAAUGUGGAACCCUGUGCUAUUUAAACUUUCAUCUGAGGAAUUGUUGUUAUUCUAUAAAAUAGGCCAGGAGGUUCAAAAGUGGAGCGGAUGCAUGAAGCGAUCAUAUGAUAAAGGUGUUACUUGGACAAAGAGAGAGCAACUUCCUCCUGGCAUAUUAGGACCUUCUAAGAACAAGCCUAUCUUGCUGGAAAAUGGACUUUUGCUCUGUGGAUCAUCUGUAGAGAGUUGGAAUUCUUGGGGGGCUUGGGUUGAGGUUACGGCAGAUUCUGGUAUAUCCUGGAAGAAGUAUGGCCCUAUAUAUGUUGAAAAUAAAUCUCUCAGUGUGAUUCAACCAGUUCCUUUCCUUACUGCAAAAGGAACAUUGCGUGUUUUGUUGCGAUCUUUUGAUGGAAUUGGUAAAGUUUGUAUGUCAGAAUCCAAUGAUGGUGGCCGUAACUGGGAUUAUGCAAAACCUACUGAGCUUCCCAACCCAAACUCAGGUAUUGAUGGGGUUAAGCUGAGGGAUGGUCGUAUCUUACUUGCUUACAACACUAUCUCAAGGGGUGUGCUUAAAGUUGCAUUGUCCGCAGAUGAUGGUGAUUCAUGGCAGGAAGCUUUGACACUGGAAGAGAAUUUGGAAAUGGAAUUCUCUUAUCCAGCUGUUAUUGAGGCUAGUGAUGGAUCUGUUCACAUCACUUACACAUAUAAUAGGACCCAGAUUAAGCAUGUUAUCCUUCAACCAAAUUGAUUCAGUGAUAUAUAAUUUCCUCCUCAGCCAGGAAAAUAAAAGGGGAUGUGGGAUCAGCAUCCCAGAGUGAGAUGAUGUCAAAACCGAAUCGCCUUGUGAAUAAGUGAACAUUUUCGCUGAAUCAGCCACGUUACCACGCAUUUAAUCAAGCAUUCAGGUUUUGUUCCUACCGUUUUCCCACGGAUGCUGAAGAAGGCAGCCAACUCCACUACUACCAAUUAUUGAAUUUGUUACCUACCAAGAACAGUUACUGUCUCUUAAAGCAGUUCCCCCACAUUUCUACCAGUCAUUAACAUCAUUAUAUACAUGUUAACAUCAUCCAAAUGGUAGUCUCUCAUACAUUACGUGUAUCACAUGUAACAUUAAGAUCGAACGGUCACAAAACUCACGUUUUCCCCAACGAUUUUCAAGAAUCGCAUCCAUUGAUCGAGUUUCCCUCUUCAAAUUCCGCGUGACAAGAAUUUCAAGAAAAAAAAUUGGUUAGCAAUUGAUUUAUUACUUGAUAUAAGGAUCAAAUGUUAAGAGAAGACUAGACAAUUGAUGAUUUUGUCCCUUUCCAUCAAAUUCUUUUUUCUAGUCAACUACUCCAUUAUGCUGACAUUAAACUAUUCCAUGUGAAUUCCUGCUUUGCAAUCAACAGAAAGGACAAAAUAAUACGCAUCUAAUUGUUUCAUACAACUAGCUAGACCUAGUGGCCUAACAUGGGUGACAAAGAAUGUGACUACUUUGUUUUUGUUUUCUUUUGUAUUUCUUAGACAAUGCAUAGCAUUGCCAAACGCAGAAAGGUAUGAAAUGAAACGUCGAUUCUUUUUUCAUUUUUAUGACGAGA
Messenger RNA from Durio zibethinus, 2021 nucleotides. The record is from RefSeq and is a predicted model, not a curated record. Lineage: Eukaryota; Viridiplantae; Streptophyta; Magnoliopsida; Malvales; Malvaceae.